Molecule: messenger RNA, 1053 nt
Organism: Recurvomyces mirabilis
Lineage: Eukaryota; Fungi; Ascomycota; Dothideomycetes; Mycosphaerellales; Teratosphaeriaceae
Exons: 2
Coding region: 1-1053 (350 amino acids)
Biological process (GO): D-ribose metabolic process
Molecular function (GO): ribokinase activity
Source: RefSeq, a predicted model, not a curated record
AUGACCACUGCAGACAUUGUGGUCGUCGGCAGUCUGCUUGUCGAGCACAUCUUCUUCAUCGAUCGCUUACCUGAUCUUGGUGAAAGUUUCCCCGCCACUCGCUAUGUAAUUGGACCCGGCGGAAAAGGCGCCAAUGCAGCAAUUGCAACCUCACGUGCGUGUCACAACAACCCAGACAAAGCGGAUACCGCUACUGGCGAACCUGGCGUCGACGUUAAGGUCCGCAUGAUAGGAGCUAUAGGGGAUGAUGGAGAGGGGAAGUAUAUGCUCAAGGCGUUAAGCGAUAGUCAGGUGGAAUCCAGCGGCAUACGUGUCGAGAAGGAGGAGAAUACAGGGAAAGCAUUUAUCAUGGUGGAAGAAACUGACGAAUCAAGAGACAACCGCCUGAUCUAUACGUUGGGUGCGAAUUCGGUUAUCUCACCUUACGACUUCAAAACUGCCGAUACCCUGAGUAACGCGGGCGCACCUCCCGACCUGAUCAUUUCGCAGCUGGAGGUCGAUAUGAAGGCGGUCGAGCGGAUCCUGGAGACAGCGGGCAAAGCAAACAUCAAGGUCCUACUGAACGCUGCGCCAGCCAACAACAUCCUGACGAAGCUGUAUCGCAACCUGACACACCUGGUGGUGAACGAAUCGGAGGCUGCGAUACUUUCGGGGUUCGACCUGGCGGAUAUCAAGUCCGAGAACUUUGAAGAAAUCGCAAAGAUGUUCCUUGGGUACGGGGUGGAGAAUUUCAUCUUGACCCUUGGUAAAGGCGGAGCAUUUUACGCGAAUAGCGAAGGUUCGGACCUGAUCAAAGCAUUUGAGGUAGAGUCUGUAGAUCCAACUGGAGCUGGUGAUACCUUCGUCGGCGCUUAUGCGGCCGAGUAUGUGCGCAUGCAGAAAGCACAAGAGUUCUGGGACAUCGCCAAGGCCGUGAAACGUGCCAAUGCCGCCGGUGCUCUCGCGGUCACCAAAGCUGGUGGUCAAACUGGCAUACCCUGGGCCAAUGAAAUCGAUGACUUCAUGGCCGCCGCGCUGGUAGAUGCACCAGUGACAGCCGGGGCUGAGGUUUGA